AUGUCGCAUCUGUCUCCGCUCAAAGAUGCUUCCGCCGCGGAUGAAGAUACUGCCGCCACUCCCAGCAGGAAACGCCGAAAGAUUCGCAAAGGCACACAGAGCUGCUGGGAGUGCAAACGACGGAAGAUCCGGUGCACGUUUGCAGCUCCAGCCGACACCACUUGCGAUGGAUGCAGGAGUCGAAGGACGAAAUGUGUCAGUCAAGAGUUUGAUGACGAGAGCGCUUUGGAGGAUCUCCACGGAAAGGGACGAAACGCAGCCAAGAAGCCGAUUGAGGGGAGUAUCGUUGACAAACCACUGAUCGCUACGAGGGCGAUAAGCCCGCUCAAGGCUAUGUGCAACAGCCAGCAAGGUGAUUGGAAGAGUGACACUCACGGGAUGCACUUCUCAGCUACAACGGCCAUCCCGAAUCUUCCCCCGGGCGGUGAGCCGAGCAAGCCCAGUGAGCUAUCGGAAUCUCUUCUUGCCGCGUGGCCGAGUCCGAAAGAUCUUGAUAUCUUGCUAGAAGCUCCAAUGAGCUCUUCAGUACUCUUCCAUGGUGUCGUUUGUCGGCCAUUCUCCGAGUUGAUGUCUCAGAACAUCCUAUCACCCCGUCAAAUGCUACAGUCGCCCACACAAAACAUGCAUCCCAUUCUAAUUACAAGGAAGCUGUUGCUGCUCUCUACAUUUCUUCAAGGUAUUCCAGCGGAUGAUUCCGUGCAGAUUCCUGGGUUAAGCAAGGAUGCUCGCUCUAUCAUGGCUACAGCCUUCAGAGUCGCUACGAGGCUAGGGACAGAGGAUGAUGAGGCUCUCACCUCAAUAGAAGGCCUUGAGUGCAUCAUGAUGGAGAGCAUGUAUUUGAACAAUGCUGGAAAUCUACGGCGUGCUUGGUUGGCAAAUAAGAGGGCGAUUUCUAUGGCACAACUCUUGGGCCUCCAUUCAAGAAGCAGCCCACCAGCACCUGUCAUCGAGGAAGAAACAAGGCAUCGAGUUCGCCCAGACUAUAUGUGGGCUCGCCUGAUCAUGUCAGAUCGUUACCUUUCCCUCCUCCUUGGUCUACCUCAUGUCAUCGUAGAUGAUGUCUUUGCCCUUCCGGAGGUUUUGGAACACUGUGAUGCGGUGGACCGGAUGGAACGUCUGCAGGCUGUUGUUGGCGGGCUCAUCCUGCAAAGAAAUAUGAAUAAAAGGACGGAUGCCACAUCAACACAGAGCAUUGACCAAGUGCUACAGGAUGCAUCCGCAGUAGCACCUUCUUCUUGGUGGCUGCCAAUCCUCGACCUCAACGCCAUGGUUGGCAAUGACGCCAGAGCACUGAGAGAAGCAAUCCGUAUCAUGAGUCAUUUCACACAUCGUCAUCUCGUGCUUCAGGUUCAUCUCCCAUUUUUGGCUUUACCAUCCUUCGGAGAUGAAAGAUAUGCCUAUAGUAAGAUCACAGCAGCGAAUGCCAGUCGUGCCAUUCUCACUCAGUUCGUUUCCUUUCGCAACGUCUUUACGUCCACGGCAUAUUGCCGUGGCAUAGAUUUUAUUGCCUUCAUAGCAAGCACGGUUUUAUGCAUUGUACAUAUUCAAUCACGGCGUCGACACAAGAGUGUCGGCGUUUUCCAGUCGCUUCAGCAUCAGAGGUUGAGCGAUCGAGCUCUUCUGGACCAAACUCUCGACAUCAUGGGAGCAAUGGCAAAGCGGACCGGUGAUUCCGUGGCCGCUAAAGUCUCUAGUAUUCUGGAUCCUCUUCUCGUCAUUGAGAGCGAGUCGUCGGCCGGAAGACCAUACAGCAUCUGCACUUCCUCGGGAGAGAACAUGCAGGAGGGUUCUGAUUAUCAUGCUGAAUUAAAAGAGAAUGGGCAUGCUAUUCGAAUCCAAGUUCCGUAUCUUGGAACAAUCAUGAUUGAGAACCGCCCAGCCGAGGCUGAUGCUGAAGAGCCUUUCCUUUUUCUUGCAAAUUCUAGCUCAAUAUCCGCUUCACCCAGUGCAGGUCAACCAGUCACACAUCCCAUUGGGUAUCAAAUCACCAACGUGUUACCUGUCAACCCAGAUUGGCAGGCAGUUCCAUCGCAACUCUGUGUUUCUGGUACACCCAUUGAACCUACAAUGGAUGAAACUUCGAACCAUUCUUACCGGAAUAUCAAUUUUAACAAGGCGCUUGAUAGCUGUCUUCCAGUACCUGGGCUUGACGCGAAUGUGGAAGAAUGGGCCCUGCAGGGUGCCGAUCUCGCUCUCUUCAGUACUCUUACGCAUGAUUUUCAAAAUGAUGAGACAACAACUCAAGAUGGGAGUAAAUAA
This is a messenger RNA of Clonostachys solani, 2259 nucleotides long. NCBI's taxonomy places the organism in Eukaryota, Fungi, Ascomycota, Sordariomycetes, Hypocreales, Bionectriaceae. The record is from the annotation of a GenBank genome assembly.